This is a messenger RNA of Trichomonas vaginalis G3, 858 nucleotides long. Its product is annotated as glycine-rich protein family. The record is from RefSeq and is a predicted model, not a curated record. The transcript has a single exon. The coding region runs from base 1 to 858 and encodes 285 amino acids. Lineage: Eukaryota; Parabasalia; Trichomonadida; Trichomonadidae.
AUGGAAGUAUUGUAUCCGUGUACAUGUAAAUUAAAUGAGUCUGUGGAUGCAGCACCUCAAACUGUAGAAUUAAAGCCUGGAAAGUAUUUGGUCGAACUUUGGGGUGCAAGUGGUGGAUGUAAUGAGACAGAGCGAAGUGGCAAAGGUGCAUAUGUAUGGAUUCGUCUAAAUCUCGUUGAAUCGAAAACUUUUACACUCUUUAUUGGUGGAACUUCGACUUUUUCUAAUAUAACUAUGGUGAAAGGCGGUUGCAACGGCGGCGGUGAUUCAUUUCAAGGUAACUAUAAGAAUGGUCGAGCUCUGAUCGCCGGCGGUGGUGGUGGGUCUACUUCAAUAGGUCUGUCACUUUUUGAUUCCGAUAGAAUUGCCGUUGCAGCUGGUGGAGGUGGGUGUGGGUGCGAUGGCAGUGGUGGGAAUGCCGGUGGAUUAGUUGGCUUUGAUGGUACAUCAACUUUGGCAUCUAAAAAAGGGCGAGGUGCCAAUCAAGAAAGCCCUGGUAUCGGAGGAUAUUAUUAUAAUUUGUAUAGAGCAGAAAAUGGGACCCUUAAAAAAGGAGGUAAUGGUAUUGGCGAAGCCUUUAAUGGCGGUGGUGGAGGAGGGGGAUAUUAUGGUGGAGGUGGCUCGUACGAGGCAGGUGGUGGUGGUGGAUCUUCGUUUAUAAAGUCGGGUUAUAUUGGCCGAAUUCAAAGUGGAUCAGAAUCAUUUCGGUCGCCUGAAGGUAUUAACGAAGAAGGCCACUACGGUAAUGGCUUUGCACGAAUCAAAUUCCUCUCAUACUCAUGUGUAUGUAAUAUCAUAAAUCCAAACAGAUUCUUUAGCUUUCUGAAUUUUGUUGUUUUAUUUUUUUCAGAUAAAUAA